Dictyostelium purpureum is the source of this 978-nucleotide messenger RNA. RefSeq lists its product as uncharacterized. The coding region runs from base 1 to 978 and encodes 325 amino acids. The transcript is spliced from 3 exons. The record is from RefSeq and is a predicted model, not a curated record. Lineage: Eukaryota; Evosea; Eumycetozoa; Dictyosteliales; Dictyosteliaceae.
AUGAAAUUAGAAUUAUCACUAUUAUUAUUACUAUCUACAAUUUUAUAUUACUGUGCUGGUGUUAUUGUUACAUCCUCAUCACCAGGUGCUAUCGACUCUGAUCAAAUAAAUACUGAACCAAUUGCAUCAGUUUAUGGUAGUGUAUUUAGCAAUGGUGCUUCAAAUGGUAUCCAACCAAUAGGCACAACUUGUGAAACUUUAAAAGAUAAUUUAAAUGCAGAGUACUAUCCAUUAAUGAUUUUAAAUUCAACAGCUUAUUUUGCAAGACAAAUAAAUAGCAAUGCUUUAAAUCUUGCUGUUGUUACAAGUCAAGGUGUAUAUCCGCUUGAAAUCCAACCAAAUCUAAUUAAACUAGUUGCAUUAUAUAAUAUACAAUCUGAACUCUCAUAUGAUGAUACUAUUGGCGAAGCUGGAUCAUUUAUUUUUGUUGAUAAAAACGGUAACAUUAUUAUUUAUGAUAUUUUCAAAGACAUCGUACAAUCAAUCGAAUUAUUAUUUGAAAUCGAAUUUAACACUCCACCAUAUUAUAACUAUAACUCUAAGCUUUAUUAUAUUUCAACUUAUGAUUCAUCAUCAUCACAAUCCAUUCUUGUCGCCAACCUUGAAGAGUAUAGUACCAAUUUUUAUUCAGUUGACAAUCUUAAUCUAAAAUACUCCAUCGAUUCAAUUCAAACAAGUGGCUACAAUAAUCAAAUAGUUUUAUUCGGUUCAAAUAAAGUAGAUCAAAAAUCAUAUUUAUAUUUAAUGGACCCAUACGGUGGUACAUAUCAAUUUUUAGGUUCUAAAGAUUUUAAUACUACAAUGAUAACUGGUUUAAAUCCACAAUAUAUUUUAUUCGAGAAUCAAGAGGGUACCUUAACCGAAUUAUUAAAUUUACAAACACAAAAAUCACAAACAUAUGAAAAUACUUGCUUUGAUAUUCAUUAUAUUAAUACUUUCUUAACAUCUAUUAUUCCAAAAGAUAUUUUUACAAAUUAA